AUGGGGAACCCGACUCAGAGCAUUCAAUCCCAUCAAUCCGAUGAGUUCAAUAUUGCCGAAAACAAGCAAAUUGACACAUGGAGGGGUUGGGUCGUUGUCGCAGCCGCUGCAAGCACAGUCUUUGUUUAUUUAGGAAUUAUCUACUCAUGGGGCCUAUUAGAAGCAAGCUUAGUGGACACAACUGGCUACAGUUUAACAACCCUCACAUUUGUUGGAUCUUUGGCGACGUCGUUUAUGAUAUCAGUGAGCCUUUUCGCCCGCUUUUGCAUUCAAAGAUUUGGGUAUCAAAAAACUGCCUUGGCCGGAGCAUUCCUGAUGGGACUCGGCGAGUUUGUGGUCUCUUGGGCCUCUGACCAAAUUAUUGCCCUAUUUCUUCUACACGGUGUUACAUUUGGGGUAGGCGGAGGGCUAUCCAUGUUUGCUUGCUCUACUGCUCCCCUCUCAUGGUUCAAGAGGCAUCGUGGGUUGGCAGUUGGAAUUGUUUUUGGAGGAGGCAGCCUUGGAGCUGCUGUAUUCGGCGUUGCGACGAAGUACAUGAUCAAUAACCUGAGCACCGCAUGGACAUUUCGCAUACUUGGUGUCUUGGUUUGGGCUGUAGGCAUUCCUUCGUCAUUUUUUAUCCGGCAUUCUCAGAUGCCAAGGUCCAAGGUUACUGGUGCACAAUGGUUUCUUUUCCGUGAUAGAAGGCUUAUGAUUUUGUCCAUUGGACUCGCCCUCUCGACCUUUUCCAUCUUUAUCCCACCAUACUUUAUUCCGAUAUUUGCAAAAGCCAUCCAUGGCUUUAGUGACAGCGCUUUAGUUGGUUUGGCUGUUUGGAAUUUAGCAUCCACAAUAGGCCGAGUCUUCGGCGGAUUCGCCGCAGACCACCUAUUAGGACCUAUCAAUUGCCUUCUGGUGUCCACCUUUCUGACAGGAAUCAGCGCUCUCUUGAUAUGGCCAUUUGCAUCAAAUCUAGCAGUCCUUUUGGUAUUCAUCAUAAUUAAUGGUAUUGGGUGUGGAUCAUUCUUCAGUCUGGUGCCACCCGUAUUAGGGCGAAUAUUUGGCGUGGAGACCAUAGUCGAGCUGCUUCCUAUGGUGUGGACGACGUGGUUCUUUGGUUUCUUUUUUGGAACCCCUAUCGCAUCUUCCUUGUACUCUCUAUCAAAUGGUAACGGUGUUGCACAAUAUCGUCCUGCCGCAUUUUUUGCUGGUGCUAUGUCAGUCCUGGGAUUGACUUUCAUGCUUGGCGUCCGCUUCAUGGUUGAAAAACGGAUCUUUGUCAUGGUAUAGAUAUUAAAAACGCAUUGAGUGCACCCUUGAGCUCCUGAGCUCUAUUUAUCAUAAGCAGAGUCCGCCUGAUCUUGCUCCAAGAAGAGAGUAGUAGCCAUGUUUUCGAAAUCUUCAAAGUCAAUAUCCUCGAGGUUUGACCACC
Messenger RNA from Trichoderma asperellum CBS 433.97, 1411 nucleotides. RefSeq lists its product as uncharacterized. Gene Ontology annotation, cellular component: membrane. Lineage: Eukaryota; Fungi; Ascomycota; Sordariomycetes; Hypocreales; Hypocreaceae. The record is from RefSeq and is a predicted model, not a curated record. Gene Ontology annotation, biological process: transmembrane transport. Gene Ontology annotation, molecular function: transmembrane transporter activity.